GUCUGGGCUUAGCGUCGAGCGCGUACGUUGCGCUAGCAUAUAGCCCUACCAACAAAAGAACUUUCGAACACGGUACCAAAUUACGUUCAUUGACUUGUGUGUUGUGUAUUUACGUUCCAUUUUCGAAAACGGUCUAAGUUUUGACAACGAAUUUUUUUUUUUUAUUAAUCAUCGAGGAAAAGUUUUCAUUUGCAAUUCUUUUUUUGAAUCUCCACCGAGGGACACGUAAAUUAAAGAAUUGAUAGCCGAUUAGUGUCGCUCGAUAAGAUAAUAAUUUACGGCAAAGAACAUCGCAUUCGUGUCGUGUACGUGUUAUGUGAUUGAUCGUCGACAUAAAUUAACGUUUCAAUAGAUAUAUUGUGUUAAUUAUAUUACGGAAAGUUUUCCACUCUGUGCUUCUUGCCGCACGGAACUUUGGAUUUUGGCAUUUAAAGAUAUAACAACAACAAAAUGCAGCGGCAAAACCAUAUCUCACCGCAAUAACAGCCCGCCAAAAUGUCGACACACAUCAGAAAAAGGCUACUACGGUGACUACCCACAGUGAUGGCGUUGCUCACGAAUUCUUCAGCCACGGGGCCCACAACAGGGCCCGCGGCGCCUCAGGCCCACCACUCGACCACGCCGCUGCAUCAUUACUUCCAUUAUUUGAAACAACCAUCGCCGCUCGCGCAAAAUCCUUAUGCGCACCACUCUAGUGCACACCAUAUGGGAAUGGGGCCGGGCCCUUUAGGGGGCCUCGGUCCGUUCGGGCUGACGCACCACGGAUUAGAGGCAGUGGGGUUUCCACAAGGAGUGAAUCCUAGAAAACAAAGGCGGGAGCGGACUACGUUCACCCGUGCUCAGCUAGAUGUCCUGGAAGCCUUAUUCGGGAAGACCAGGUAUCCUGAUAUCUUCAUGAGGGAAGAAGUGGCGCUGAAAAUCAAUCUACCAGAAUCCAGAGUACAGGUCUGGUUCAAAAACCGAAGAGCGAAAUGCAGACAGCAACUGCAACAGCAAACGAACACUCAGAUCUCUAGCAAAUCAUCAACAUCGAAAACCUCUUCGAUAUCAAGCAGCAACCUCAAAAGCUCUUCCAGCAAUUCCUCAACUUCAUCAAAAAUAACCACUUCUAAAUCCUUAUCCACAUCAACUAGCCUAACGACCACACAAAACUCAUCUAUUAUAACCACAUCGUCCCCUAACCUACCGAUCACACCUACGACGUCUGUCAGUCCACCGAUAAACGUCAUUUGCAAAAAAGAAUCGGCACCAUCCAACUACGAAUCCUCCCCUUUAAAUAAAAACAAUAGUCUAACAUCAAUCUCCCAUCAUUACAACUCAAACGAUGCGUUAAGACUGAGCGGGAAAGAGUCUUCACCCUCUGAUACAAUAUCAAACGUUCACGGAUACGGAGUGACGCCAAAGCAGGAGUUGUACAACAGUCCAAAGAGGCUGGACUACUCGAGCAAACUGGACUACACCGAGAAGUCUUUCGGUAGUAGCUUAGUCAAAGACCAGUACAGCUCGAGGCUGACCGGCAAUCUGACACCCCUCGGAUCGAAUUCCUCUAUUAUGACCACUCCCUCCCCUCCUAUUACACCUCAGAGCUUGAAUGGUCCGGGUAACGUGUACCAUCCGGACAGUUACAACAGUUUCCAUUGGCCGGGCAGUUCCGAUUAUAUAAGAAGCUAUUCCACGUCGCACCACCAUCAAGGAUACGGGCAGAGUGCUUAUAACUCACCUUAUUAUCCUAGUCAGGCAAGUUACCGUUCAAAUCAAGAGACUAUAAUGGAGUAUUUCAAUGGGUCAUCAGUAAACCAAUCACACAGUAGCCACCACAGUCACAAUUUGACAACCAACGGCAACCAACUAUACAACCAAGUAUCGUUCGGAAACCCAUCACCGCCCGCGGCGUGGCCAUCUCACCACAACAUACUGUCGUCCGGACCUGAAUCCCCAGAGAACCAAUCACAGAAUUCCCCACACUUAUCAAUGCUCCAAGCAUCCCAGAUCACGAACUUUUCAAACUCUGGUAACAGUUACUUCGCCCCAGAAAAGUAUGGGAUUAACAUGGUGUAGUAUAAAUCUAGUCUUUCGUAUUUGUAGGUUGUAAAUAGUUUGUAAAAUAGAGCGAUGGGUCACAUUGUGAACGGUUUACAUUGAAUUAGUUUGUUUUUGAAACGUCUAUCAUGUUUCUGAAUGUUAUAAAAAGCAUAAAAAAGCGCGCCAAAAAUGGCGGACAUUUAUACGGUAAUAACGUUCGGAAAUCAAAGAUGGACACAGAUGUAACAUCGUUAAUAGAUACGCAUUUUUUAUUCCUGUCUCAUUUGUUGAUUGAUAUUUUAUAUCACUUUCGGUUAUUACUCCAGAAAAAAUAUAUCUAUAAGUGAGAGAGUUUUUAAAAAUGCGUUGUUAAAAUACAUAUCAUUUAACAGCAAAGUUUUUACAAAACAAUCUGGUUAAUUGUAAAUCGUGCAUUCUAUGAAGCAACGAGGAAUCGUAAUGAGUAAAUUAAUCUUUUGGGCAAGAGUUAAGGUCAUACUGUGAUUCUUCAUAGACAAUACUGUUUAUUUUUUCAAUUUAUCUCUGUACUAUAAAGUUAUAAUACCAUGAUCUUAUUCUAAAUUCAAAAACACAUGAUGUAACAUACCAUGUAUGAUAUUAAAACUUGCUAAACUUUUUAAUUUACCCUAAACUUUUAAUUUUAUUAAAUAAAAGCUGCAUUUAAUACAGGUGACGUUUACUUCAACGACUUUCAAGGAAAUUAUCAACGAAAACUUAUUUAUUAAAAUAUAAAGAGGCCUAAAUAACGUAACUAUUUCUUAAUGUUGUGUUGCUAUAUCUUUAAAGAACUUACGAAGUUUUAUUAAGUAAAUGUAUAGAGAUUUCCUUUCUAUAUUUGCUCCCUAAAACCCUUUGUAAAAAGAUACCAUGAGUCAUAUCACUUAUAUUUAAAAAGAAAUAAAAGUAAGGCUAUGCUUAGUGAUGAAAUUUGUUAAAAUACAGCGCUAAUAAUACCAUAGUUUUAUUAUUGUAUAUAAUUAUCUAUGUGUUUUUAAGAAGUUUUUUAUUUUAAAUGAACAAUUUGUAAAUGUGAGUGUUCCGAAUGUAUAUGUGAUUAUAUUGAAUAUAAUUAUUAGUCUGUAAGUUUCCGGAAUAAACAAAUUCUUUCGUCUAAACUUAAAAAUAUGCAGCAUAAUGUUUUUCAUUUUGGUAUUCGUUUCAUAUUUGGAAUGACAUUAGAAGACAUUUUCAGCUCACAACAGCCUAAUAUUCCAAUUUCAAAAUAAAUUAUAAUUUAAAGGUGUCUUGAAAUUGUGUGGUUAAUUUUUGUUUAUAAUUAUUAUUUAUUUAAAUUAUACAUACUGUUUAAAUGAAUUGGAAAAAAAUAUAAAACUCUUUGACGUUUCAUUCAACACGAAAUGUGAAAAAAGCCAGUGUAAUAAAAAUAAACAUUACAAAACUUAAAGAGAUUAUUAGUUAAUUUAUAUUUUAUUUUAUAAGACCUAGUAUUUAAAUGUAAUGAAAUUUGUAAUUUAUAGUAAAUUUUAAGCUUGAACAUAGGUAGCUAAGUUAGUUUUAAGUAUACUAAGUACUCUAAUGUACGGUAUUCGAUGAAGAGUCAGUGUAUUUUUUUUAAUUUAAGUUGUAUUAAUUCUUGAUAGCUAUUGAAAUAUUGAAUCCGAAUAUAUGCAUAUAAAAUACAAACAUA
Messenger RNA from Diatraea saccharalis (sugarcane borer), 3691 nucleotides. Lineage: Eukaryota; Metazoa; Arthropoda; Insecta; Lepidoptera; Crambidae. The record is from the annotation of a GenBank genome assembly.